Molecule: messenger RNA, 741 nt
Organism: Saccostrea cuccullata (small rock oyster)
Lineage: Eukaryota; Metazoa; Mollusca; Bivalvia; Ostreida; Ostreidae
Product: short-chain collagen C4-like
Exons: 4
Coding region: 1-741 (246 amino acids)
Source: RefSeq, a predicted model, not a curated record
AUGAAGAACCUUUACUCUUUGGUCAUCUUUAUACAAGCUAUAAUCGGACAUGCUGAGAAGAGAAUUUUGCUGUAUGACCCAGACGUGAUCCUGUCUCAGAUUCAUGACCUGGAAAGGAAGUAUCAGGACAUAUUUACGAAGUAUUCUGAGUUGUCUAGAAAAACAACUGAUCUGACUGUAAAAUAUGACGCUUUGUUUUCCAAAGCAACUGCUGGUGGAGUGUUCGUUAGAUGGGGAAGAAAGGAUUGUCCUUCUGAUAAUAGCACAGAAUUGGUGUACUCUGGAUUUGCUGGUGGAUCUUGGUAUGAUCAUUCUGGUGCCGCCGCUGAGUUUGUUUGUCUCCCACCCGAUCCAGAUCUUACCAACAAAUUCACUUCCGGGUUUGCUUUCAUGUACGGCGCUGAAUACGAUUCCACUGAGUUUGGCCGCCAUACAGGUGACGAUCUUCCUUGUGCCGUUUGUAGAAGAACAAAACAGUCCAGUGUGUUGAUGAUUCCAGGAAAGAAUAGCUGCUACACUGGAUGGACUGAACAAUAUCAUGGAUAUCUUGCAGCAGGAUACUAUCAAUUUGCAUCUGCCACCCAGUACAUUUGUCUUGAUGAACAUCCUGAUGCUCUUCGAGCAGGAGAACGUAAUGACAAUGGAAAAUUGGUCCGUCCCGUGAAAGCGGUAUGCGGAUCGCUAGCAUGUCCACCAUACCACAACGAUAUGUAUUUAACAUGCGUAGUGUGCACCAAAUAA